AUGGUUCAUCUCGCGACUGUCAAGAAGGACGACGAGGUCUUCCACCCCGCCGCCCGCCAGGUCGAGUCCAUUGGCGGCCCCCCCAGCGAGGAUGACUUCUAUACCAAUGUCUAUGGCAGCCACUUUGCCGCCGACCACAUGCCACAGCAUGAGAUGCCUGAGAACUCGAUGCCGCGCCAGAUUGCCUCGCGCAUGAUCAAGGACGAGCUGAGUCUGGAUGGCAACCCCAAGCUGAAGUCAGUACCGCUGCGCACCGACCCGAAGAACACCCACUAA
This is a messenger RNA of Penicillium lagena, 276 nucleotides long. RefSeq names its product Glutamate decarboxylase 4. The record is from RefSeq and is a predicted model, not a curated record. The transcript has a single exon. Bases 1 to 276 code for a protein of 91 amino acids. Lineage: Eukaryota; Fungi; Ascomycota; Eurotiomycetes; Eurotiales; Aspergillaceae.